CUAUUUCUCACUGUUCUUGAUUCGAUGCCCAUGCCAAUUGAAUUCGUGGCGCAGAGUUAGAUGCAGAGGCAGAGAAGAACAGGGAACUUUCCUGUUCCUUUUGAGCUAGGAAAUUGCUGGAUUGAUCUCAGCGGAGGAGAAAGCAAAGCGUCUGCAUCGGCGCACUCAAAAGCGACGCCAUGAUCUCGCCAAAAGUUAGAAAGAUGAAAUCUUUUCUUUCCUGCUCCAGCCAGCUCGCGGAAUCAUGGCAGCGGAGCGUGCUGAGAGAGAGAGAGAUCCAGUAGGUGCGCGAAGCUGCGGAGACUGCACUGGGCUAUUUGCUGGGAGGUGCGGAAUCGGCGGGUUGUAGUGCUGUUAAGGAUCAUCAGAUGAGGGGAGGGACGCCCCUUGCCGUCCCACAAAAUGGGGCUUCUUUGCAGGUCUUGGAGGGAGAAGAAGGUCUCCUCUGGUGCGCUACUUCUGCUAUGGUUGCUAAGAGGAAGGAGAAAGGAAGGGAGAAGGAAAAGCUGCUGCUUGAGCCGCGUUCGGUGCUGGAAAGUAGGCGGAGCCCUAGCCCGCCGAGCUCCUCCGCCUCGACGCUGUCGUCCUCACUCGUCGUUGGUGGAGGAAGGUCUGCCUCCUCUGACGGAUCCGCGAUCACCGCCACUCCCUCGGCGGCGGCGGAAGGGGCCCGGAGGGCGGAGAGCACGACAGAGCUUCUGCCAGUACCAGCUUCCCUCGCCGGUGAUUUGGAAGGCAUGUUCUGCGAACCGGCCGCCUCAAUAGGACAAGACCAUAACUUUCUUGGGUGGAUCAUCAGCGAGGCUGAUGACACCUCCGGCGGCGGUAACUUCGAUUCGCUCUGCGUGUUCGAAGGUUCUGACAGUUUUGGUUGCGGGAUCCCGAACCCUAAUCUUUGCCUUGCUCCUUCAGCCGAUAUCCUCCCUGUUCUGUUGCCUCCGUUGCCGGCGGAGCUUCAUUUGCAAGACGAAAAGCAUCUCCUUCCCAAUCAGGAGAACCAGGCCCAACCACCACAGCUCUUCCCUUCCUUCUUCCUCCCAUUUCAUCAGCAGUCGACUACCUACCACCGGGGUCAGCCGUGGAAGCACCUCGCCCCUCCUACACGCAAACGCCCUGCCGUCGAUCCCUUCCCUACCUCUCGUGCUCCUGAGCUCCUCUGCCAAAACGUCCCCCAUCAAAUGGGAUUCAGACGACAGUUCGAUGCCGCUGGAUUCCAGCUUCAACCGCCGUCAGUAAAGCCCAAAUUAGCAAGUGGAGACGAGCCGUCCGUGGCAGCUGCGACCCCAGUUCAGCAGCAGCAACGGGCAUUGUUCGACCAGCUCUUCGAGGUAGCAGAGUUGAUCGUGGCCGGGAACACCUUCAGCGCCCGUGGGAUAUUGGCGCGGCUCAAUCACCAGCUCCCUUCUCCAUUGGGGAAACCUCUCUUGCGGUCUGCUUUCUACUUCAAGGAGGCUCUCCACCUCCUCGCCAGCAAUUCCCCCCAAGCACCGCCGCCGGUGUCGACACCAUUGGAUGCGCUGCUCAAGUUCGCCACCUACAAAACCUUCUCCGACGUCUCGCCCAUUGCCCAAUUCACCAGCCUAACCUGCGUCCAGGCCGUCUUGGAGGCACUUGACGGUGCUACCUGCAUCCAUAUCAUUGAUUUCGACAUUGGCAUCGGCGUGCAGUGGUCAGCCCUUAUGCAGGAGCUGGUUCACCGGUGUUCAUCAGCAGUGGCUGCUCCGCCAUGCCUAAAGAUCACUGCUUUUACAUCUCCCUGCUCCCAUCACCCUCUAGAGCUGCACCUCAUUCACCAGAAUUUGCUCCAGUUUGCUAGAAGUCUUGGCCUCGUUUUCGAAUUCAACAUUCUCGACCUUGACCCGUUUGAUCCAUCAGCGCUCUUAAGAAUGCGUCCCACGCCCAAUGAGGCAGUCGCCGUGAAUCUCCCGGUUGGUUCUUCAAUCGACCUGCUUAUUCUGGAUCUCCUACGCUUUGUGAAGCAGCUUUCCCCAAAGAUUUUGGUCUCUGUUGAUUAUGGAUGCGAUCGCAUCGACCUACCUUACGGGCACAAUAUUCUCAGCUCAAUUCGGUCAUGCAUACUUCUCCUCGAUUCAAUCGAUGCAGCGGGUACCAAUCCAGACGCCGCCAACAAGAUCGAACGUUUCUUAGUCCGGCCAAGGAUUCAAAAUGCUGUUUUCCGACCCCUUCAUUUGUCGAACAAGGAGGCAGUUUCAUGGAGGCAUCUCUUUAGUUCUGCUGGAUUCGUGCCUGUGCAGUUCAGCAACAUCACAGAGACACAAGCAGAAUGCCUUCUGAAGAGGGUGCUGGUUCAGGGAUUCUCCGUCGACCGGAGCCAAACUUCCCUUUCCCUCUGCUGGAAGCGCGGGGAGCUUGCAUCAGUAUCAGCAUGGAAGUGACGAGCUCUUUGCUUCCUUUAUUGAUCGUGAUCGGUAUCGAAAUAUGUUUUAAGGUGUAAAUUGUUGUAGUAAGAGCUUCCCAUCGUAGCUGAGAUUUGUGUUCUAGAAAUCAACACGAAUCCAAAUCCGUAAAAUGAAAUGGACGACGACGACGAGGGCUGACGUGGAGGGCUCACGACGGACUCGCGAAGGCGGUCGGCCAAACCUCUGACCUCCUCCCUCUAUAAAUAUUGUACCCACCCUCCUCCCCCCAAACCCUAACUUGAUGCGAUCCUCCUCUACCUUCGCCUCCGAAGCCCCAAAUUCGCCUCCUCCUCUUCCCACUCGAUACGACCACCUCAAUUGCUUCCUCUGAAGCGAGAUCGGUCGGAUCUCAGCUUCUCGAAGCGGUCUGAAGAUCUGAAGCGCCCACCGAUGCCUCCGAGAUCGGAUCUGUUUUCACCGCUCGGCUAGAGCCCGAUUGGCGUCGGUCGUCGGAUAAGGCUCCGCGGCCUCGCGGUUCUGGCUCUCCUCCAGCAAGAAGGCGCUGCUCGGUUCGUAUACUCCCUUUGUGGUGCUUCUCGUGGCAGCUAUGUUGCACGGAACGCAUAUUUCUUGAGGGCCUUCGCGCAAGCCUAUGAGAUUGCGGCAGAAUGUGCUGAUGAUGAUGACGACGCCAAGGACACACAAAAAUGAGUUGAGGAAAGAUGUUCUUGAUGAGCUUAAAAUGCACGACUCAGUAAUGCAGGAUGGCGAAGGUGCUGGGUAUGCAAAUUGCCUGUUGCCACCAUGAAAUAAGUCAAAAUUAGAUUGAUAAACUAGUAGAGCACAUCAUAUUGGAAGAAAGAUGAUGAAUUCUGGUGCAUGCUAGCUUUUCACAGGCUCUAACCCUGCAACAUGCAUUACUAGUGAUGGUUUUAUUAGCUGGACAGGCGAUGACAGUUCAAAAUUCCCUUUUCUUCCUUUGGAACUUGCUAUGAGUUUGUUUAUUAGUUGAAUGUUUAGAUCUUACCGUCGAUACACUUGUUUUUUUUUUUUUUUUUUGAAGUAAAAUAAAAUUCCCAUUGUUCAUCAAAAUAUGGGAAAUGACGAUAUAAAGAUCAUAAAUUAUUGUAUGGUCGGAUAGUUACUGUGAAUAAUAUAUUGGUUAGGUUUAGACUUGCUCCUCUUUUGAAUAUGUAUCUUAGUACUUAUUUACAUUAUUGAUGGUACACCACAUAAUUAUCUGGGUAUCUGUGUAUAUGAAGCCAUCUGAGAGAACCAGUUAUGCAGAAUUAGGGAA
This is a messenger RNA of Zingiber officinale, 3657 nucleotides long. Its product is annotated as scarecrow-like protein 6. The record is from RefSeq and is a predicted model, not a curated record. Gene Ontology annotation, cellular component: nucleus. NCBI's taxonomy places the organism in Eukaryota, Viridiplantae, Streptophyta, Magnoliopsida, Zingiberales, Zingiberaceae. The transcript is spliced from 4 exons. Gene Ontology annotation, molecular function: sequence-specific DNA binding; DNA-binding transcription factor activity. The coding region runs from base 369 to 2396 and encodes 675 amino acids. Gene Ontology annotation, biological process: regulation of DNA-templated transcription.